AUGUGGAGGAGUGGAGUUCGUCUUCAUCAUUGUCAGCUCUGCCAGUUUUAUUGUUCUCUUUUAUUGCAUCUAUUCUUCAUUCCAAGGAGUCUCAACACUCUCCGAUUAGGCAAACCGCAUCGGACAAUAUGA
Messenger RNA from Nezara viridula (southern green stink bug), 132 nucleotides. The record is from the annotation of a GenBank genome assembly. Lineage: Eukaryota; Metazoa; Arthropoda; Insecta; Hemiptera; Pentatomidae.